UAGCUGCAUGUGGUCACGUGAUACUGAGUCUCGGCUGCUGAGCUGUUCCUGUUCGUGCCUUGUGCUGUAGAAUGCAGUGAAGUGGAGAGAGAGAAUCCUAAUAGCACAGCUGGGUAAGGUUCCCCAGUAUUUUAAUGCCAGGAGUUGGCAUCUCGGCCCUUUUUGUGUAAUGGAAUCACAGCUGCAACCCAUAGCAGUGGAUAGUUAGGUAAGCAGGAGAGAGGGGAUCGCUGCUGGCAUGUGGAAACGGGAGCAGAAGCAAUCUGUUGGGAACCAAUGUUUGGUCAGUAACCGAACACUCAACACCUGGAAGGAAGCUAUGCCAAUGGAUGAUGAAGCUGGCUCUGAGCUGCACUCAGCAGAUGCUGAACAGAACUCAGAGCCCAUGAGUGAGGAGAUGCUUCGCAAUGCAUAUCACCUUUCCCGGCUACGGAGCUCUUCAGUAGAAAUACGGGAGAAAGGGUCUGAACGGCUGAAAGAGGAGCUGGCAAAGGCACAAAGGGAGUUGAAGUUGAAGGAUGAAGAAUGUGAGAAGCUGUCUAAGGUGCGGGAACAGUUGGAGCAGGAGCUGGAAGAGUUGACAGCCAGUCUCUUUGAGGAAGCACACAAGAUGGUGAGAGAAGCAAACACUAAACAAGCUACCGCUGAGAAGAAGCUUAAAGAAGCUCAGGGAAAGAUUGAUGUCCUACUGGCAGAGGUAACAGCAUUGAAGACACUUGUAAUCACAUCUACACCAUCAUCUCCCAAUAGGGAGCUGCACCCACAGCUCCAGAUUCCCUCAAAAGCUGUCUUUAAGAAGGGUCAUGGGCGCAACAAAAGCAUGAGCAAUGCCAUCGUCACAGCAACUACACAAAAUUCACAGUUGCAGCCAAUGAAUAAGGAUGGUAGAGAGAUCAACUUGAUUUUAUAUGAUGAGUUCCUGGCAUGGAAAGAAGAACCAACUCUGGAUAAGGUUUGCCCAUUCUUAGAAAGGAUUUACCAAGAGGACAUUGGUCCAUGUCUCUCUUUUGCCAAGCAUGAGCUGACAGAAGCAGUUCAGGCUGCUGUUGAGAGCAACACUUUGAGUAUUGAGCCAGCAGUUGUCCAAGCGUUACCAGUGGUCAAGGCUUCAGCCAUAGAGUGUGGAGGGCCAAAUGGGUGGCGGGCUGAAGUAGUGACGAAGUGUGCACUAAGUGGUCUGUCCAGAACCUGUAAACAUCGCAUCAAGCUGGGAGAUUCAGGAAGCUAUUUCUAUAUUUCACCAUCCUGCAGGUCAAGGAUUACGGCUGUUUGCAACUUCCUCACAUAUAUCCGGUAUAUCCAGCAAGGCCUGGUUCGACAAGAUGUGGAACAGAUGUACUGGGAAGUUAUGAAGCUGAGGAAGGAGAUGUCGGUUGCUAAACUGGGAUAUUAUACUGAGGAGUUAUAGUCUCUAAGUUAGUGUCCCAGAUUCAGGACUAGGCUGCACAACUCUAUUUUGUGAGGCAAAAAUUUCACACGAUGGAUUUAAACAAUGGAGAAAAAAAUGCCUUCUACAAACACAAAACUUUGCUUCCUUGAAAAAAAAAUAAUAGAGGAGUAAGUGUGGUAAAGUAUUCAGAACUCAUUACCUCCCACAUCCUGGAUCUGGGCUGUAUUUUGUUUUAAAACAUCGAUGCUGAAAGACUGAAUGAUGUACAGAGUAAUUUUGUAUUAUUUUCUAACCUCUAACUGUGCUCUGUAUUCACAACGGUCAACAUUUUUAAGACUCCACAACUCAGUAUUGAACCCUAAUAGACCAUCGUGACUUAAUUAUGUAACAUAAUGUGGAGACAAAUGUUUAAAAGGGGAAUCAUCAGAGGAAAAUGUUUAUUCCCUUCACUAUAAAAAUAGUAGUAGAUUCCCUACUGUUGGAUGUUGGACCCAGGCGUGAAUAAUGAUCAGCCGAUACUAUCUCCAGUGUUGAGCUAAACGGCAGAUCAAUAGACCCGGAUGAGGGGCAAUGAAGAAAACUGGAUUCACUAUUUGUACAGUUUCAUGCUAAUAGACAAUAGUAUUGAUAGUAUGGCAGAGAAUUGUGCAGCAAAUAGCACAAGAUUUGAUGUAAUGUAUGAAGCACCGGGUUGAGGUGCAUUAAUUAUGUUUCUUAUAAGUGGCUCUCACACAUAAUCCAAGCUGUAGCUUUGAGCCCAGCACAACAAUGAACACACUCCUUCUGUUACACUGACCCUUUGAUCUAUCGCUCCAUUACACUAACAAAUACGUUGUCCACCUCGUUAUGUUGGUUCGAUGCUCACCUCAAUUAUACCUACACAAUUGGGGGCUCUCUCAGCCUGGUCGUGGCAGUGCAAGUUUGUUUUCCUUCACCUUAUCUUCGACUGAUGAAGAAUGUCCCGUGACACAGUAAUACUUUUUCCUCACAUCCACUCAGAUGCAAAGGUAAGGAAGGGAUGCUGAUAAUUAUUAAAGAACAAGUAUCUUAAAAUUAUUAGUAAUAUGAAUGCCGCCUAUUAUUUGAUUAACUGUUUGGAUCAGUCCUGAUUGGCGCCCCACAUAGAAAGCAGAUAUUAUUAUUUAAUAGAAAGCUUUUUCUAGACUUACUUGGCUACAGCACUAUAACAUUUUUUUUCUUUUAAAAAAUCCUGCAUCUUUCUCAUAUCGCUCUGCUCAAGUUUGUGUAAACCCAAUUAAUUGUGAAAAGCUCUUUUAGCUUUCUUCACCCCACCCUCAGCAAUCAGUCUGAAGAAGAGUCCCAACCCAAAACGUCACCUAUCCAUGUUCUCAAGGGAAGGUCCCUGACCUGCUGAGAUGCAUCUUUUUCCCAUUUAAUUGUCACUGAGGCAAACUUUAACAGAGCCACCUCUGCUUUGUAACCUCUGUUUGCAUGGAUGCAUUAGUAUAACGGUGAAUAUGAUCCAAUUUUGUUUGUUUAUUCUGAAUUCAUGUUGGACUUCCCCUCCACUGUUUCUAAUUGAAAGGAAAAGGCCUGACUAUCUGUGUUAUUGACACAAAUCUGCAUUUUUCUUUAAAAACAAGAGUGGUUUCCAUAGUUGAAAACUGCACAGCAUGCACUUGUUGGUCAAGAAAGUCCCAGGUUUGAUUGCAUAUUUUUUUUCCUGCCUUCGAUUAUCAGAGCCAGUGGAGGAUAAGGCGAUCCUACUGGACUCAGCUGAAGUUCCUGCUCAAGGGUUCCUGGAAAGUACUCAUAUUAUGAGUGUUGAAUGUGGACAGGACAGGAGUUGACUCUGAGUCUAUCACAUUUAAAUGGCCCGCAGAUUCACAAAACAUACACUACAAAUGUGCAGUAUCUAACUUUAUCAAUUUAGCUAUGCUUAGUUACAAUGCUCUUUGGAGACUUUGCAAAUGUUUGGCUAGUUCCACAUUCAAUCAAACCUGGAGAUGGCAAUACUGCAAGAGAUUAAGAUUAAGUUCAGGCACAAUAUUUAUUUAUACUUAUUCUCCACUCCAUUGCAAAUAAUUUUGUUCAUGUACUGAUUCCUUCACUCUAUAAAUGAGCUGUAUUCAGAGUAAUUAAUGUUAUUAACUGUAGCAGCAAAUAAGUAUUGUGAUCCCAAGCAGUUGGCCAAUUUUGAGUCCUUCUCUUUGGCCGAUAUAAAGUUACCAACAGUGAAACUGCUUGGAAUGUGUAGCUCUCUCGGCCUUUGAAUGGGCAUAGGUUUCCAGGCAAGUUUUGCAGAUAUUUUUAAUAAUAUCUGAAAAAAUGACAAUCAGCGAGCAGAAAUCUGAAUUUUCUAUUUUGCCUGACACAACCUGCAAAGGAUUUAUACAAAUUAUUGUAUGUUUUAAGUUCCUAACACACACAUACGAUAGCCACUUGGAUGAAUGUUAGGGGGCUACCAAAUUGUAGAGUUGUUAUCUAGCCAGCAUUUUCUGAAAAGGAACUUGGGAAAACCAGUUUUCAGGAAAAGAAGAGAGGAAUAUAUCCCAGCAUCCCAUCGUUAUGAAACUUUGUGCAGAAUAGCACAAAGUAUUUUUGGUGAAUAUUAUGUGUUGAAUCUGUAUUAGAAAAUGUUGGGAGUCCUUCAGUGAACAAUAGCAUCAUGAAGGUUAAAAGUAACAUAUUAAGGCAGUACAAUAGUACUGGAGAGGCAGGCUGAGAUCUCAAGGGUUUCUGUCCAUCCUUACUGAAAAUGGGAUUUGGUGGUGAAGGACUAAAGUAAUUAAGAAGACAGUCAUGCCUUGCACAAUUGAGUAGCCAGUAGGUACUCGUUGAUAAUAAUCUAUACGUGGGCUAUAUACCAGAAAACUGCCAGAGUCCAUGCAACUGAGCCUCAUGAGAAUGAACAGCUUCACGUGGCUGAGGGCAUGUGACUGAGGGUUGUAGGACUGGGGCUGGUAGAGACGAAAAGUUAUAGAUAGUAACAGAAUUAAAAAUAAAUAAAUACAGAUGCGUUCACCAAUGAAAGGUUGCAAUAAUACUGCUACAUAAUUGUUUCAAGAGUUAACUGACCGAACAGCCUCCAAAUGCCAUAAAUUGUUGUCUUUAUCUUUACAAACUCCUGCAACUUUCUGUAUUUGUCAACUUUCUCAUCAUUGUCAUACUAUGUUACAGUUCCUCACUGAUAUCCAUCCUGGGUUAUCAGUGACACUUUCUUGGGAAUGUUCACUCCACAAAACACUCCAACAUAUAUGGGUCACUUUGUCCUAGCAAGACCAAGUUAGUGUCUCUCUCCCUUUCUGUUGUUCAAGAUGUACCUCACCUAUAUUUUUGUGCUUUUGCUCAGACACAUUUAUCACGUUCUAUCCAUUUCUCACAGAAUUAUUUCAUAAUCUGUCAGUCAGGAGAACAUUGUGUUCAUUUGAUUUUUCUUGCAGCCCACUUUUUUGGUGUACUAUUUUCUUGGUAACCGGCCCCAGAACAAUAAAUGUUUCAUAUUUGUUAGAUUUCUACAUGUCUCUAUUUUGCAUGGACGUUAUCUACGAUGCGCAGUAUCCUGAGAAUGGGAGGCAAUAAUUUCCCAAGAGUUUCAAUGUAUCAUUCCAUUUCAUGUUUAACAUGUAUUAGAGUAUUAUAAUCACUAAGGAAUGCCUUAUAAUCCACCCAUUUCCAUUAAAGGAGCAUUGUUAAAUGUUUGGCAAACCUUAAUGAAAAAUAAUUAAUGGCAACUUUCUCUCUUUCUGUCUUAGAAGGUGCUAAGAUCAACAACCACUUACUGUCCUCUAAUGACCGGUCCUAAUCAUCGGUCUUCAGUCUUGCUAGUGAGGGCAGACACAUUAUUUCAAAAAUGAUAUAACUUAUCAAAUCCUGGUCCUCUAUUCAGUUCAUAUUCACAGUUGGAAUUUCAUAAAGGGAUACUGGGCACGAGGAUUCCUGCCCUAUUUUCCCCGUGCAAUAGGACUCAUUACAGCACCCGUGAGAUACACCUAAAUUAAUUUGAAUGCAGAUCAGGAAACAAUUUACUUUCUCAGUAUGGCUUAAUGACAUAACAAGUGGUACACUGAGCAAGGGAAUCUUUGUUUAGAAACAAGGAAUAAAUCACAUUGUUAUGUGAUAGCAUGGCAUUUGAGGUAGUGACAUAGCAAAAUAUAUCGCAUUCUCCAGGCCUUGCCACCUCCAUCUCCUAAAGAAAGUUUGCCAAACACUUUUCCAGCGAGGUAGAGCUCCUGUAAGUUGCAUGGUGCAUGUUUAACUUUUUCUCAAUUUACUAUUUUUUUCAAUUGUUAUUAAUUCCAGUGUUUUUAUUAUUUGGGAGCAAUAAGUGUCCUUUUGCCAAAUGUGAUGCCUGUUUUGAUGUGGGGAAUUUUCCAUUCUCUCAGCUUGGUUUGGAUAGACUGCACAUUUAUACAAAUGUCUACUACAUUGUACAGUGUAUAUAAAAUGUAAUAAAAAAUGAAAACUUGCUCCUUUGAAUAAACCAAAUGAACUUGA
This is a messenger RNA of Leucoraja erinaceus (little skate), 5848 nucleotides long. Its product is annotated as guanine nucleotide exchange factor for Rab-3A-like. NCBI's taxonomy places the organism in Eukaryota, Metazoa, Chordata, Chondrichthyes, Rajiformes, Rajidae. Gene Ontology annotation, biological process: exocytosis. The transcript is spliced from 11 exons. Gene Ontology annotation, molecular function: guanyl-nucleotide exchange factor activity. The record is from RefSeq and is a predicted model, not a curated record. Gene Ontology annotation, cellular component: Golgi to plasma membrane transport vesicle. Bases 239 to 1408 code for a protein of 389 amino acids.